Helianthus annuus (common sunflower) is the source of this 1500-nucleotide messenger RNA. RefSeq names its product DNA ligase 1-like. Lineage: Eukaryota; Viridiplantae; Streptophyta; Magnoliopsida; Asterales; Asteraceae. Bases 1 to 1500 code for a protein of 499 amino acids. The record is from RefSeq and is a predicted model, not a curated record. The transcript is spliced from 3 exons.
AUGAAGGAGACACUAGAUGAUUUUAUAAAGAGAAAUGAGGAAGCUAAAGCUGCUAAAGCUGCUGCACAAGAACCUGAAGGCGUUGCUCAUACGGAUUCAAGUGAUGCUGAUGGUGAAUCAAGUGAUAUAGAGUCUGAGAUUGAUAAGUCGAAGAUUGGUGUUGGAAAGAUUACCUUGAAAAAGAAGCCUCGGAAGAAGAAAAAGGGUUCUGAUGAAGAGGUAGAAACAUAUAUUCCUACACCACAAGCAGAGAAAAAGAAAGGCGUUCUAAAACGAAAAGCAAAUCCUCAAGGUGUUAUUCCUAGGAGAGCCAGAGUAAGAAAGGGAUCUGCAUCAGUUCCUGAGAUUCAGAGUGGUGCUCCAGAGGUUGAGGUUGAAAAGGUUGAUAAGCCUGAGGUUGAAAAGAAAGGUGAUGAUGAAGAUGGGGUAGUAAUUACAGGUGAAAGAGUAUCUACACCACCACUAUCACCAGAAAAUCCAACCAUUCAUAUUCCUGAUGAUCCAAAGCAAUCACCGCCAAAGAAAGAUACUACUCCGGGCUUAUUUGAAGGUUUUCCUAACAUUCAUGGUGAAUUUAAGGAUAAUAUUCUUCCUGAUGAAGACUAUGACAUGUUUCAUGAUGCAACGAUCAAGGAUCUAACAAAGAAAGUAAGUCUUUUGGAGAAAGGAAAGGCCAAAGCAGAAGCUGAUCGUGAUGAGUUGAAAAAGAAACUUGCUAAGGCUGAGAAAAUAAAUGAAGAGAUGAAGUCAGUAGUGAAUGAUCAUGCUGAAAGAAUUGAUGCAUUGACAGAGGAUCUGGCUGAUAAUGCUAAACUCAUUGAUCAACUCACUAAUGAGCUUUCAAAAGUGAAUGCAAGAUACGAGAACAUGAAUGAAACAAACCAGACGUUGCAUCAAAUGCUCGAUGAUCUUCAUGAAGCGUCUUCCAAUGAAAACAAAGUUUUAAAGCUAGAGAUAGAAGCUCUAAGGGCAGACAAGGCUGUGAAAGAUGAGCAGUUGAAUAUGUUAUAUGUUGUUGUGGAACACAAGCUUGGAAUCGACGUCCAAGAUGUGUACAAUGAUUUAGAGAUUCAGAGGGUUGAACAAAGAAGAAUUGCUAGGGAGAAAGAGUUGGCGAAAGAAGCAACUCAGAGGAAGAAAGAGUUGAUUGUUGGGACUCAAGAAGUUGGAGGUUCUUCGAGUCAGCCUAAAGGUGAUGUUGAGAUGGUUGAUGCAGGGGUAAAUGCAGAAGAGGAACAUAUGGAUGUUGAUCAAGAUCCAAGAUUUGUACUUGUUGCUGAUUCAGUCUCUCUACCUUAUAGUUUUCAUGAUAUAAUCCGUUUAGUGCAAGUUGAACAACAUAAACGGAAGGUGAGAGAACCUGAAAUGAAGUUACUACGUUAUAAAGAAGAAGAGAAAGAAGAAGAGGAAGAAGAGAAGCUGGAUGAUCAAGAGUUGAAGGAUAUAUUUGAUGACAUCGACAACUACGUUCCAGAAAAUGAUGAUGAUGAUGAUGAUUAA